UUUGUGAGUGAUCGAUUUUGCACCGGCCUCCCGAAACUCACGACACGGGCAUUUUCUUUGUUUGCCCGGACGCUUGUGUUGUGAAUAAAAAGCUAAACAGUAGCCGCGGUAGUUGUGAUAAAAUGGCGAACACGUUUCGCGCCGUGACGGUCUCAGCCGUCAACAAUGACGGCGCCUUGACGCCGCGUUUCAAUUUUCCGACAAACGUAAACGUGGAUUACGAUCCUCAGGGGUUGAGUGUUAAAGUGAUCCGUGCGGACCCGGUGCUGGCGCAGGAGGUCCUGGAGUUCCCUGUGCACAGCCAGAGCGAGUGCUCGCGCGUGGCGGCCCAGAGUUACAUCUUCACGAUAGACAAUGAAACGCUGUUCUUCAAGUUCGCAUCGGACGUCGAUUGCCAGAAUUUCCACCUGCUGGUCAGCAAAAUCAAAGCUGGCCGCUCCUCGUCAGUGUUCACAGUGCGGACGGAGGACUCCUCGGCGCUCCAGUAUUUCCAGUUUUAUGGUUACUUGAGUCAGCAACAAAACAUGAUGCAGGAUUAUGUACGAACGAGUACAUAUCAGCGCGCCAUUUUAUCGAAUAUCAACGACUUUAAGAAUAAAGUGGUGUUGGACGUUGGAGCGGGUUCAGGUAUUUUGUCGUUCUUUGCCGCGCAGGCUGGUGCUCGUAAGGUGUACGCGGUGGAAGCCAGCAACAUGGCGCACCACGCGCAGGCUCUAGUUCGCGCGAACGCGUUGCACGACCGGAUCACGGUCGUAGCCGGAAAGAUUGAGGAGAUAGAGCUUCCUGAAACUGUAGAUGUGAUAAUCUCUGAGCCCAUGGGCUAUAUGCUGUAUAAUGAACGUAUGUUAGAAACCUACUUGCAUGCCAAGAAGUGGCUCAAACCCAAUGGCAACAUGUACCCCACUAGAGGCGACUUACACAUAGCUCCGUUCACUGACGAUGCUCUCUUCAUGGAACAGUACAAUAAGGCUAACUUCUGGUACCAGACAUGCUUCCACGGAGUAGAUUUAAGUGCCCUCCGAACUGCAGCAAUGAAGGAGUACUUUAGACAGCCUAUUGUUGACACUUUUGACGUCCGUAUUUGCAUGGCGAGAUCGGUGAGACAUGUAGUUGACUUUCUUAAUGCAAAUGAGACAGAUCUGCACCGCAUCGAGGUACCGUUCCGGUUUGAAUUGACGCAAUCAGGCACAUGCCACGGACUCGCCUUCUGGUUUGAUGUCUUGUUUGCCGGCAGCACACAGCCAAUCUGGCUAUCCACAGCACCAACAGAGCCUCUUACACAUUGGUAUCAAGUCCGCUGUCUACUUGAAACUCCGAUUUUCGCAAAACAAGGCCAAGCUUUAACUGGACGAGUGUUGUUAUUAGCGAAUAAGCGACAGAGCUACGAUGUUACGAUGGAAAUAAAUCUAGAAGGUACAAAUAUCACAUCCUGCAAUACAUUAGACUUGAAGAACCCCUACUUCAGGUAUACGGGUGCUCCGGCGGCGCCUCCACCGGGCGUGAACACCACAUCACCGAGUGAAGCAUACUGGAGCACCAUGGACACGAGCACGCUCAGCAACGGGCAGCAGGUGCUGCUCGAGACGCCCGCGUUCGGCGCGGCGCCCGACCUGACCUAUCCCCAGCACCCGAACAUGAUUAAGACAGUGAUGCUGCAGGAGGAGUUCAUCAAGAGGAUCGGGAUCAGUCAGAACGGAGAUAUAUAAUCCGCGCGGACGCGCCGGGCGCGCCUGCGGGCCCUGAGGCGGCGUCGGUUGUGAUCUGGACGCUCUAGUGUGUAAGCGGACUUAUUUAUUUCGAAGACAUCACAGUGCGGCCGAGUUGACCUGGAGCUGGUCUUUGUGGGUUUGGUUCUGGAAGACUAUGUUGUUUUCCGCCUUCUAAUCUAAGAUAUUGUCUUAGUUGUACAGUCUUAUUUGACAAAUGAGAAGAAUUGCCUAUGCUAAGAUUUUGGCCCUGUUUGGAUCUAAUACUUGCCUAUGGUAUGCCGUAUGGCCAAUGUAAAGUAAAUCAAAUUUCAUGACUUGAGAAUAGCAUGCUCUUAACUAACCAUUGAUAUAAGGUUUAUAUCUAAAUCUUAGGAUAAGUUACAUUCUUGAUCAAUUAAAUUACUCUUAAAUAUGAAAAAACUUUUAUUAGAUUUUGACACAGAUUAUAAUGUCUUUUCAACCUUUAGACAUAUUUCACCAUGUUUACAGGGCAUGCUGAGAAGCUAUACUAUGGGAGUAACCACAAAACCACCAAUAAAACUGGCUGAUGAGAAAGCCACAAUAAUUCUUGAUUUUGGAUGUAUCCCAUAGAAAGAUUACCUAACAAAACUUGUCACGAUCUCUAAUCUAGCCUAAAGGUUGAAAAAAUAUACUGUAGGCAAAACUCAACUUAGUCUUUCAAAUUAUCAAGUAUUCUAGACACUGUUAAAUUUUGAACAGUAACAGUUUGUAAAUACAAUGUCUGAGGGCCUCUAGCGAACCAUGUUUGACAUGUUGCCUCUUUGUCGCACUUGAAGAUUUGUAUAUAAGUGUGACUGGGAGGCAAAAUGUUGAAUGUGGUUCUUGGUAGGCUCUCUGGGCCCGUUUCAGGGCGAAAGGCAGCUCCAGCCUAGAUAAGUACAUUUAUUAGUGUUUCGAGUCAAACCUGAGCCUUGAAGACUUGUGGAAUACUUUUAGAGUUGGGAGUUUACAGAAUUUGUACCAUUUCUUAUUACUGGUUGACAAAUAUUGUUAUUUCUACUCAGAAUAAUGAGGAGUUUAGAAAAUACCCAGUAUUUCAUCUAUAAGCCACUGUUGUGAUGCUGGGAAUAAAUAUCAAUCUAAGUUGGCAGUGAUUUAGCCAGCCCUGGCAAUGUGUUAUACUUCCAUGAUGUUUAAUCAAGCCUUGCACAGUCAGCGCCAUCAAAAUCGCUGUCAACUUAAUGUGGUAUAACUACAACUACACUAAAAUUCACGAAUUGCGGGGCAUAUUCUGUCAGUAAUAUCGAAUAUAUUCCCUCUUGUUUGAUAUGGACUUAAAUCUUAAAACUUAUUACUAUGAAUAUAAAUUCUCCUUCCUAUUGCUAAAUAACUAGUAAAUUUAUGCUCUUGAAAAAAGUAAAAAUUUUCCAGGCAAAUCAAGUCUGCAGGUGUGACUGGCAACACUGAAGCUAGUGUAGUAAGCUAAUAGUGUAAAGCUUCACUAUCAAUACUCAUAGCUCAUUGACGGAGGUUUUGGAGAACAUUGAUAUUUUAACAAUCACUUUGUGGAAGAACAAGACUUUUUUUACAGUAUUUUCUGUUGAAACAGACGAGAUGCUCUGUGUAAUCACUCGCUAAAGAGACCUGCUUGAUAGGAAUGAGACCUUUAAGUUGAUAAUUGCACCUAUGGGGAAACAUGAACAAUUUCAAAUGAUCUACCAAACAUGGUAUAAUGUAGUGGUGUCUUUAUAAAAUAUUUUUGAAGCACCUUUGAAAUGAAAUUAGUUAAAAAAUAUGAUGUAUAUGUAAGUAUUAAAAAUAUUUUUGGGUCACUCACACAUAGAUGGAAAAAAUAUGUGAGUGACCCAUCAAGAUAUUUUUAAUAUUUACAUGUACACCAUACAGUAUAUGUAUGUUAUUUUCUUUUUGAUACUGACUGUACUGUGUUACACUUAAUCAUCUAACUGAUGGAAGUGUGCAAGUGUCUCCCAAAUGUAGUGAACUAGCCAAAUUACUCAAAAAUAUCUAAAUACGCUUAUGAAGGUGUUACAGUGCGUGUUUAGAUACUUUUGAGCGCAUCUCCAGCUCUGAUAUAAAAUAUGUUUUACCAAUAGUUGCAAUUGCUAACUGAAAAAAAAAUUAGUGUUCCAUAACAAAAGUUCCUUAAUGAUAUGGUCAAAAGGACCUUUUUGCUAUGGAAAAGCUCAAUUCUGUUUCUCAUGUGCAAUUUACGAAUAUAAAUAAUCAUUUAAUAAAUCACUGCCAUUAUGUGCUAAUAAAAAAAUAAUCAGCUGAUUCAGGAAGCAAAAUCCAAUUAUGUGACAGAUCCGACUUGAUUUUUGUAUGACUUCAUUAAAAAUUAUGACAGAA
This is a messenger RNA of Leguminivora glycinivorella, 4040 nucleotides long. RefSeq names its product histone-arginine methyltransferase CARMER (gene Art4). The record is from RefSeq and is a predicted model, not a curated record. Gene Ontology annotation, biological process: peptidyl-arginine methylation. Gene Ontology annotation, molecular function: protein-arginine N-methyltransferase activity. The coding region runs from base 123 to 1706 and encodes 527 amino acids. Lineage: Eukaryota; Metazoa; Arthropoda; Insecta; Lepidoptera; Tortricidae. The transcript has a single exon.